This is a messenger RNA of Bactrocera dorsalis (oriental fruit fly), 5146 nucleotides long. RefSeq names its product protein krueppel. Lineage: Eukaryota; Metazoa; Arthropoda; Insecta; Diptera; Tephritidae. Bases 711 to 2372 code for a protein of 553 amino acids. The transcript is spliced from 2 exons. Gene Ontology annotation, cellular component: nucleus. The record is from RefSeq and is a predicted model, not a curated record.
AACCGAAUUAUAUCAGUUGUGAUUUGGCUCUGGUAGUGAGUGGAGGUGAAGCUCACUUUUUUUAUAAAAUAGUCUUUGACGAAUUUUUCUACAUUAGAACAUUUGCUGAACUAACUUAUUAGCCAUCAAUUACAUAUAAGACCAUACAGUGUGCUAUAUUAUCAAAAAAUUCUACAGACAAAAAUCUCAUCACAAAGUGACAAAUAUUAAACCACAUACCGUUGCUUCGAUGUCACAGUACGCAAAUUAAACACUUCGUUAAGAGAACUCGUCCGGUAUGCACCACUAGUGAACCGAAAGAAACAUCGAACAAAAAAUUUAAAUAUCCCAGGAAAAACAUUAAUAUAUAACUUAAAAAAUACCUCAUUAUAUUAACUAAAUAAAAUAAUAUACUAGGUAAUAGUAAAUUAUAUUAAACUAUAAACUACCUCAUCCACCAUAAUUUCUGUGAACUAUAUUCUUAAAAAAAGAAAAUGAGUGGAAUCUAACUAUGAGACAAUUAUAUUAAUUCACGUACAAAACUACCUCUAAGUACAAAAAGUGCUCAUAAGAAAAUAAUCAACAAGUUAACAUAACAACCUCAAAAUAUUAAUUUUUCGGCAAAGAAGAGACAAGUGUUAUAUUAAGUUCAAGUGCGGAAAUUAAACAAAUAUAAUUCAGCAAUUGCUGAGUUAGUACCACCUAUUAAAAGUAUAUCGCUAGUAGACAUAAUGGCAAUAUCGAUAUUUCAAGACGCUCAGACACGAGGCUUAGCUGCGGCAUUAGCUGGUAUCAAACGCGAAGAUGUAGAUGUGCAUAAUGCUUUGUCCAUGUCACCGCCAAUGUCCGCAAAUACAUCUGCCAACAAUUUGUAUCCCGGACUGCAGCACGCCGCCACUGCAACUGCUUUUGGCAUAUUAUCGCCUUCACAACUAUUAGCUGCAAAUCGUCAAGCUGCUGCCGCACUUAUGGCAUCUCAAUUGUUUCCCCAACAUCCUGCAAUAUUUGGUCAAAUGUGGUCCAAUGCGGUUCCUCAUAUUCCAUUAAACACCAGCCAACAUUCGCCACCAACAAGUCCACAUUCGCCAAUUACAGCGACGACUCCUUCAAAUGGCGGUAAACACAGCCAAAGUAUCUCACCCACAUGUUCUGCACAAAGUGAACUAUCCACAAAAAAAACACGCAAAAUCGCGGUCAAGAAGGAUUUGAUUUCUCCUCCAAUGGAAAUGUCGAUGAAUGUUAGCGAUUUGUAUAGUCCUGCCGGUCCAAUAUCACCACCAUCAUCUGGCUCUUCUCCGAACUCAGCUCAUGACCCCCAUAACCGUGCCGAUGCUACCAUCGCUAAUUCUGCGUCAAAAGAUACCUCCCGUGACAAGAGCUUUACAUGUAAAAUCUGUUCACGGUCCUUUGGAUACAAACAUGUCUUGCAAAAUCACGAGCGCACUCAUACAGGUGAAAAGCCUUUCGAAUGCCCAGAAUGUCAUAAGCGAUUCACCCGUGAUCACCAUCUAAAGACUCACAUGCGCCUGCACACUGGCGAAAAACCCUACCAUUGUUCACACUGUGACCGCCAGUUUGUUCAAGUGGCAAAUCUCCGUCGUCAUCUACGUGUUCACACCGGCGAGCGGCCUUAUGCUUGCGAAAUUUGCGACGGAAAAUUUAGUGAUUCAAACCAGCUUAAAUCGCAUAUGUUGAUACAUAACGGCGAGAAACCAUUCGAGUGUCCUGAAUGUCACAUGAAAUUCCGUAGACGCCAUCACUUGUUGAAUCACAAAUGUGGUCAGACAACAAUAUCUAGCUUACAGUCGCCGCCAACUUCUCCAGAUGCAGCACUAAGCCCCGGUGGCCUCAGUGGCGAUUAUGGGCUAUGUGACCAGAAAUCUGUUAUGGGAUCUAGCUACGGUUCGGAAGAGUCAAUGGAAGUCGGACGUCCCGCCAAUAUCUCGGUCUCUUCUUAUGAACUUAUGGAACAUCAUCACAACAGUCAUAUCCACACUACUUCAUCGUCCGUUGGUACUUCGUUAAGUAUUGCUGAAUCUUACGUAGACGAUGAAGAUGAUGAGGAAACUCCCCUCGAUCUAUCUGAAAGUGACAUGAGCAUUGAUGUUGGACGGAAUUGUACCAAGGGAUCCCAAGACCUUUACCACAUUUUCCGCUUGCCAACUCAAAUCAUGCAUAGUGAUAUUCCUGAACAAACUGAGCCUGAAGACCUGAGCAUGCAUCGAAACAACAAUUCCUCUUCGAUAACUUUUACAACCAACGAGAACCCCUCAUCUGAGUCUAUGACAAUGUUGCAUGACGAUACUGAUUUUGAUGACCUAGAUGAUGCCACCAUGCACUAUAUGCGACAACAUCAUUUUCCCAAUAUAAAACAAACCACCCUAAUGGAGUAGGAAGAGGUGAUGUCAAGGCAGAAAGAGCAGAAACCAUUUCUUUCAAUAUUGCGGGCAAUGGGUGGAAAUCCAUUUUUACAGCUUCCGGCACUUCUACGCUCCCUAACGGCAAUGAUGGGAUAUAACGGUGGCCCCCGACCAGAUAUUCACCAUAGUUGAAAAGUAAAAUACUAGGUACUCUCCAAAAUGAGCAGAGUUGACGUUGUUUUCGUUAGCUAGUACAACUUGGGCUACAAUAGUAUAUCUACAUUUGAGUAUACAAAAUAAUCAAUAUGAGAAUUUAAACUAGUUAUAAUAGGGACUAAAAUAUUUGAAUUGUAAAUAUGUCUGUGUAGUUAAUUGUUAAAGUGAGCUUGAUAAAUUCAACGACGCCUCUUGCGCUCAGUUGUCCCGAUCUUCCCUUUUAAACACACAUUGUUAAAAAAACAGAAAAAUAAAUUACAAUAUACGAGUUUGGCUAAAGUUUAUUAGCCGACCUGAAUACCUAUUUGUUACUCAAGGUGAUUAUAUUAAAAGAUUGUAAAUAUAUAUGUAAAUUACGAAAUUCUGCAUGUAGUAAAAUAAGUAUGUUGGCUUAUUUAUUUAAAUUGUUCUUAAAUUAAAUCGUUAUAAUAAGUUGGUGUAUUUAUUUUUUAAGUUUCAAACUAUUUAAAUAAACAAAAUCAAAAAUGACUUUAAGUUAAAACGAACUGAAAUUAUAUUAAUAAGACAUUGUUUUUAGUUAAAUUUAAUUGUUUCCAAUUGCUAAACUUUAACGUUUUUUAUGUUUCCAAAGAUAGAGCUAAAAUUUGCUUUUAUUUAUUCAAACAUUUUAGUUUUACAAGUCAUAAAAAUGUGUUUGUAAUGUUUAGACCAAUAACAAUGAAUUAAACUAUUAAAAAAAUCCAAAAUUGUUUUUUAUUAAAUUAUAAUUUUUAAUUAUAAUCAUGAACAUAUUGUCUAGUUGGUCGAUGGUGUUAAAAUGACAAAUAGUAAAUUACUAUAAAACCAAUUACCUCUUUUACCUCUUCAAAAAACUAACGCUGGUAACAGAAGAAUGUAUGACAAACAGAGAUCGAAAACGAUGAAUUUACCUUUGAGAACAAUUAAAAUAUAAUAUGUAGAACUUAGGAAUUUAACAUUUAAAAAUAGGGUAUUAUACAAAGUUAUAUAAUUAGGCAAUCGAAAUAUUUUAAUAAAAACAAUAACCAAGCUAUGUUUGAAAAAUAAAUAAAAAAUAAGUAAUAAAUGUAAUAAUUAUCAUAAUAUUAGAACCUUGAAAAGUUCUAUGAAUUUGUACAUAUAAAAGCUUAAAUUUAAGACUAUGACAAAGUUGUAUAAUUUUCUUUGUUAAUUCAAAAGUGUAUGGUAUAAAAAGUUCCUCUGGUUAAUUACAAGAAAAUAGUGACACUGAUAUACAUUACGUAGUAAGCAAUAAAUUUCGGCUCUUGUACAACUUUAAUUUAUAUAAUAACUAAUAACGGAGUAUUAAUUUUUAUAUUUAAAUGAAUAUCAUUUUAAUGAGUGAACAAUUUAAAGCUAUUGUCUUGCUUGAUUAAUUUUAUUCUUUAAAGUUGUAUAGACACUGCAGUAUGCUUCGAUGUUGUUUACCUUAAAUACCAAACAGAACUAAAUAUUAUAUCUUUACGUUUUCAUUAUUAAAAAUAUUUUGGAGCAUUAAACUAAAAUUAUUUAUUGCUCUACUACAUUUUUAGUAUUUCAUAUGAUAAUCACUUCAUCAAAUUGUAAUUAAUUCCACAUAAUCAUUAAUAGUAAUGUAAAAAUAAAAUAAGUUCGUAGACUAUAAAAAUAUGCUAGGUAUUUAUUUGAAAAAAGGUCCACUAUUUAAUGUAAAGAUGAUGUAAUGUAAUAUAAUUAAAAACCAACGUGCAAUAAAACAAUUUUCGGGUAAUACUAUAUUAAAUAUAAAGAACUGCAUAUCUCUUAGUGUGUAGUACAUAAGUGUUGCUCAUUUACAACUUUUAAAGGUUUUCAAACAGAUAAGAACUCAGAUUUUUACGGCAGCAGUUUAUGCAUACAUAUGCAUACAUUCCUAGUAAUACAGCUAAACGGGUCGUAACUCAAAAACAUUUCUAGUCAAAUUUAUAAAUAGUUAUUGAUUUAAUUGUAUGGAUGUAUGUAUUAAGGAAAAAAUUUAAACUUCACUGCACCCAAAAAAUUCAUUAAUAAUUUAAAAUAAUGAAACUCACAUAUUUGGAAGCAUAAAAUAAGAAAAUAACAUAUAGAUACAUAUGUAUAUAUGUAUGUAUGUAUGUAGUACAUAUUUAUUUAUGCAUAAACAAUUGUAAAAAUGUACUACAGUGUAAUAAUUACCAAAGCAGAAUAAAUAUACAAAGCUCAUAAAAAAUUAAACAAAUUAGUAAGUGUUAAAAAUGUGUAAAAAUUUCUAUUUAAUAUAUGUCUACAGCUAUUUUGUAGCUUUAAAAUCAUGGAAACAUUUCCCAGCGAAAAAUAUACGAGCAUAAGUAUUUGUCGAUAAACACACAUUCGCUGUAGUGACAAUGUAGCACGUUUUUUAACGAAUUUACAUAUUCUUAAUUAUGAAGAAACAGCCCUUUCGCAUCGUACAAGUACAAUAUACCACCACCAACUUUUAAUUCAGGUUAUUUAGAAGCGUACUUGCGCUCCCCAUAACGUGAAGAUAUUUUGUCCUUUUCUCUUAGAAUAUAUUUUAAUGCUGCUCUAACUGUACGGUCCUCUUUCAUUCGCGUUGUCGCGCAACCAUUAACUUGGGUUGUCUGCCAUGUUGGUUGCGCUCCUCCAUCUGAUUCUGC